GUUAUUUAUUUUAUAUCGCAAUGGACGCUUUGGCUGGCGAUGUGAAACAUCGGUCUCACAAGCGUAGCAACUCUCGUAUAAAGGAGGCUAAGAAGAAGAAGAAGGACCUUGAGCGCAAGGGCAUUACUGAGCCUCAGAAACGUCACAAUCCUAAGGCCUUUAGUUUUAGUGGUGGUCGCAAUGCAGUUCACCGUCGUGUUCAACAUGCUUGUGACGUUGCUGAGCGUCGUCUUCGGCGUCCUCGUAUAUUCAAGUCUGCUGAGGUACCACCACCUUUUGUUGUGGUAGUUCAGGGUCCUUCUGGCGUUGGCAAGUCAACUUUAAUCCAAUCUCUUUGUAAGCACUAUUCUAAGCGCAAUGUGGGUGACAUUAAGGGUCCCAUUACAUUGGUGUCUUCCAGUACUCGUCGUCUUACGCUUAUAGAAUGUGGCAGUUCUGUUGUUGACAUGCUAGACUGCUGCAAGAUUGCCGAUCUAGUGCUGGUAAUGAUCGAUGGCAGUGUUGGCUACGAGAUGGAGACGUUGGAGUUCUUGAACAUUAUGCAGACUCACGGUUUUCCUCGUGUUUGUGCUGUGGUCAAUCACCUUGAGGGAUUCCCUGAUAAUAGUACUUUGCGUAAGGUUAAGAAACGCCUUAAGAAUCGAUUUUGGUCUGAGAUAUAUGACGGUGCUAAGAUGGUAUAUCUUAGUGGUUUGAAGUACGGUCGUUACAAGAGUAACGACAUCCUUAACCUAGCUCGUGCUAUUGCAUCGCAGAAGCCUACCAACAUUUCAUGGCGUCAAACUCACUUUUACUGUGUGAGUCUUCGUCAUGAGUUACUAUCCUCUGUUACUGAUGACUCUGGGUCAAGUGUUAAAGCUGCUUUCUACGGUUAUGUAUAUGGUUCUCGAAUAGUUAACAAUCAGGCCAUUCACAUUCCUGGUAUUGGUGACUUCAUCCCUGAUUCUAUAACUAAUAUGCAAGAUCCAUGUCCUGUCCAGACAGAGGGCCGUACAUUGAAGGACAAGAAUCGCAACAUAUACGCUCCCGAGUGUGAGGUUGGCAACAUCAUGGUUGACGAUGACGCCAUGUACAUUGAGCUUUCUCGUGCUAAGGAGCAUUUUACUGAGACUCCUGGUGAGGGACCCAUCCAAUCUGAGUCAGUCAAGAUGGUUCGUGAGCUCCAGCGCAAUGAAAACGCUUUGCGCACUCAGAUUCGGAAAUUCAAGUUUAGCACUGUGGGCUCAGGUGGAGAUGACUCGGACUCUGACCUGGAUGCAUAUCCCCGUGAGGCGGACCCCGUGGACACAGCUUCGGAAAGUGACGAGGUAACUUCUGACGACGAGUCUUCUGGCGUCGCCAUGCGCGAGGCAUUGGAACGCCUUACUGACGAGGUUGGCUCCAAGGUCUACUGUGAUGAGGUGACAACCGACACUCUAUUCAACGACUUUGCGAAGCUCCCUGAUGACAAGUUCAACCUCGACUGGACUGAGGACGACCUUGCGGAAUUGCGUGCAACGUGCUUUCAGAAUUUCACGGACGCAUAUGACGAGCCCGUUGAGGAGGUUGCAAUUCCCGACCUAGAGAAUGAGAAGGUCGCUCGUAUAGAGGAGGCUGAGCAGAAGCGCUUGUACAAUGAAGCGCUUGCGUUGUCUACUAAUGGCAAUGUUGGCCAGUUUGUACGUAUCGCUGUAAGUGGGCUACCUGAGGAUUUUUUCCAGCACCGAUCUGAUAAUCGGGGCCACCCUAUUAUCAUUGGUGGUUUACAAUCUGGCGAGCAAUCUACCGGUUACUUACAGUUGAAACUACGCAAGCACCGGUGGGCGCCUCGUAUUUUGAAGACUAAUGACCCACUACUGUUUUCGAUUGGUUGGCGUCGAUUCCAGUCAUUACCAGUAUAUUGCAUGGACGAGCGCAACAACACCAGGAUAAAGAUGCUCAAGUACACUCCUGAGCAUAUGCACUGCAUUGCUAAUAUAUAUGCUCCCCUAGCAGCUCCCAGUCUCGGUGUCGUUGCUGUGAAGGACUGGUCUCGUGUUCCUCACUAUCGCAUUUCCGCUACUGGCGUGGUUGUUGGCACCAACCAGGACUUUUCGAUAAAGAAGAAGUUGAAGGUCCAGGGCUACCCCUACAAGAUUCUUAAGCAUACAGCGUUUAUCAAGGACAUGUUCACCUCUGAACUAGAGGUUAUAAAGUGCUUGGGCUCCCGUUUGGUCACGGCAUCUGGAAUCCGUGGUGAGAUAAAGAAACCUGUUGGUAAGAAUGGUGCAUUUAGGGCUACUUUCGAGGAUAAGAUAUUAAUGUCAGACAUUGUGUUGCUCAAGGCGUUUGUCUCAGUACCUACUCGUCAGUUUUUCAACCCUAUGGUUGAUUGGUCAUCGUUCCGUCGUGUUCGUACUAUUGCUGAACUGCGUACUGAUAUUGGUAUUAAUCCGGAUUCAGUCUAUGAGCCAAAAGAACUGCUUAAACGUCCUGAACGCAAGUUCAAUCCCAUUAAAGUCCCCAAGAAGAUUAUUGACAACCUUCCAUUUAGCUCUAGGCCUAAGGUCUACGAGCAGGAAGACUCCGGUAUUACCUUGGGCCACUCUGAGUACGAGCGCUCAGUUGCCAAUGUGAUGCAGCGCCUGCUGACAAUUCGUAAGAGUCGUUUGGAGAAGCGUGCUUCUGAGCGCCAGUUACAUAAGGCCAAGCUGCGCCUGGAGGAAGAGCGUCAAGCAGCUGCUUCUAAGGAGCGUACUAAGGGCAUUCGCAAGCUACGUUACAUCAAGCAGGGCAAGACCGAGGCUGCUAAGCGUGCUAAGAUGUGUCUAGACUAAGUAUUAAAUAUCUCCACAUU
Molecule: messenger RNA, 2815 nt
Organism: Babesia bovis T2Bo
Lineage: Eukaryota; Apicomplexa; Aconoidasida; Piroplasmida; Babesiidae
Product: ribosome biogenesis protein family protein
Exons: 3
Coding region: 21-2795 (924 amino acids)
Biological process (GO): maturation of SSU-rRNA from tricistronic rRNA transcript (SSU-rRNA, 5.8S rRNA, LSU-rRNA); endonucleolytic cleavage of tricistronic rRNA transcript (SSU-rRNA, 5.8S rRNA, LSU-rRNA); ribosome biogenesis
Cellular component (GO): 90S preribosome; nucleus
Molecular function (GO): U3 snoRNA binding; GTPase activity; GTP binding
Source: RefSeq, a predicted model, not a curated record